UGCUGUUUUCACUGUUGUUGCGGAUUGUUGAUUGUUGAUGUUUAGCUUUUGGCAAUGUGUCAACGAAUUGUUUUCUUUUGAGUGAUUUGGGCAUGUUUCUCGCUGCCGUUCCCCCUUGGUGCGCGAAUACAAGUGUUCAGUGCGACAACUGAUGCUUUUCGCCCGUCCGAAUGAACUUUGUUUGAACUAAAUGGACCUGUGAAAUAAGCAGAAAAUGUUACGGUUUCUCAGUCGACGAAAGGGUCGAAACGCCCAGAAGAAUCCCUCACAAGUUACUUCUGGCUCUUCUCAGCGGUUUAUUCCGAACAAGCACCUUGUACAAUGUAAAGUGGUGCUUCUGGACGGUACAGAUCUAUCCGUGGAUUUGACAAAAAAAGCAGUUGGAAGCGAUCUCUAUGAACAAGUCUUUUAUUCUCUUGAUCUUAUUGAAAAGGACUACUUUGGAUUACAGUACACAGAUGCCAACAAUGUCAAGCAUUGGUUAGAUCCCACCAAAGCAGUCAAAAAACAGGUCAAAAUUGGCCCUCCAUACACAUUAUUCUUAAAAGUGAAGUUUUAUUCAUCUGAGCCAAGCCAAUUGAGAGAGGAACUUACCAGGUAUCAGUUUUUCCUUCAGCUGAAACAAGACAUAUUAGAAGGACGUCUCGAGUGUCCAUUACCAACUGGAAUUGAGCUAUGUGCUCUAGCUCUGCAAUCUGAACUGGGAGAUUAUGAACCUGGGGUCCACACCCCCGCCUUCAUAUCAGAAUUUCGGUUUGUUCCGAACCAAACAGAAGAUUUUGAAAUUGGUGUUCUUGAGGAAUACCAACGAUGCAAAGGCUUAACUCCAGCUCAAGCAGAGAGCAAUUAUUUGAGCAAAGUGAAAUGGUUGGAAAUGUAUGGUGUGGAUAACCAUACUGUUCUUGGGAAAGACAGCUGUGAGUACUCCUUAGGACUUACCCCUACUGGAAUUCUGGUAUUUGAGGGUCCUCAAAAAAUAGGUCUCUUCAUUUGGCCUAAAAUUGGAAAACUUGACUUCAAGAAAAAGAAAUUGACCUUAGUUGUUGUAGAAGAUGAUGACCAGGGACAUGAGCAGGAGCAUACAUUUGUCUUUAGGCUUCACAAUGAAAAGGCUUGUAAACAUUUGUGGAAAUGUGCUGUGGAGCAUCAUGCAUUUUUCCGGCUCCAAGCACCUGUAAAAGGUCCUUCUGCACGGCAGAACUUUUUUCGUAUGGGGUCAAGAUUUCGCUACAGCGGUAAAACUGAGUUCCAAACAACUCAACAGAACCGAGCAAGGCGUACUGUUCAAUUUGAACGUAGACCAAGUCAGCGAUAUGCUCGUCGCCAAUCACAUGUUCUGCGGGAAAGACAAAGGGGUAUUGGUGGCACUUUCAAGAAUUCGGAUGCAACUGCUGGAGCUCCUGCUCCCUCAUCAAUUAGUACUGGUAGCUUUCGCAGCAUUGGGUCAGCGGCGCCCCAACCGUUGGAAACCCAAAUGUCAGGUGUAGGAACCAGUUCAGGUGCUGGUCAUUCUAAUCAUGACGCUUCAUCAUCCAAACAAGUUGAUGUCCCCACUGCAACUUUGGUUAACACAUCUGAUGAUCCUGUAAGUCCUGUGUUGUCUGGAACUCUGAAGCGUCAGAAAGCAUCUUCCCCAGCUGAGGAACGGCUAGAUACCCUUCUCAAAAGCUUAGCUAAAGAAAGUGCGGCUCUUAAUGCGGAUAAUCCCAAUGACUCAAGCUCUAUUAGUGAAGAUAUUGAGCUGGUUGGUGAUCCUGUCCCAACUCUUACACCAUCUACUAUAACUGGUCCUGCAUUAUCAAGUACAACGUUUACUUUGUCACCUUUACCUAAAUAUCGCAACAAUCAACGAACCCCAAGUAGUGCUGGACCUGCACGUCCCAUUCCUCCAGACCAAUUAAAAUGCAAUAUUCUUAAAGCCAAAGCUGAAGAAGGCAAACUAUCCAAUAUAGGAGAUGUUUUGGAGAAGAAUCUGACAAAUGGUGAACUGGGACACAAGUUUUUCAUGGAUUCACCUAUUGACACCAGAAGUGCAACAUUUGUUUCUGUGGGAGGAGACAAGCUGACUCUCGCUCUCUCAGGCUCUAGUGCUGCGCAAGGCUCAAAUGUUGGAGCUGUUUCUGGCAAAGAAAGUGCUUCCAAUUCUGAUGAAGAGGAUCAAGAAGAUGGCCUUACUGAAGAGCGUUCAGACAAAGCAAGAUCCCCUACCCCUGUUACUGUUACUCAUUUCUCCUGGGGAGAUAGAGGAAAACUUGAGCAACGGGUUUUGUCCACUGCCUCUCCAUCCCCACCUCCCCUUACUCUAGUAAAUAACAACGCUUCCCACUCUCAGCGAAAUCGAUCUCCUUCACCUUUGUCUCCUUCACUCUUUUCUGCAAGUGCAGAUCAUGUUGAUAAAAAGGCAACCACCCCAACUGCUGUUUAUAGCACGAAUCCAUUCAAUCCAUUCUCUUCCAAGACGAAUUUUUCUCCUACUUCCCCCAGGGAGACAAAAUUUUCCAAUCCAUUUUCAUCAUCUGAAAAAUCCAAAACAAACCCAUUCCUUUCCCCUAAGAUGGUCCGGACCGAUACUAAGAAUCCGUUCAAAGAUUCGGAGAGUGCGGAGGACCCUCCCCUCCUUGCCCCAGUUGCUUUGGUUUCACCCAUGCCUUCUGAGAAGGUAGCUAGUGCAGAUGCGCCCAAUAAAAAGGAUUCAGCUGUUGUAAAUGAUCAACCAGAUGGAAACUUGGACAUCCCUGCAACAGCUGUUGUUUCUUCAAGCUCAGUUCCUGCAACAGAUUCCGUCCCAACUUCAUCACCAGCCAAUUCUACUGCAAAUGCUGUUCCGAUGUCCAACUCCACACCUCCUACCACCCUCAAUCAACUUUCACCUUGGUUGGUUGCAUCGGACACUCUGUCUGGCCCAAGUGCUGCUCAACAAGCAGCCAAAAUGAUAAAAGAAUCGUCUAUAACAAGAAAAACUGUAAUUACUACUCAGCUUUAGCUGAAUCGAAGUAAGGCCUUUCCUCAGUAUUUGAAAGUUUUGUUGACUUUGUAAAAAGACAAUGUAUGUGUUUUUUGCCCCACCGAACAUAUACUACACAUUGUCCUCUCUCCUUGUUUUACUUCAUAUUAAGAAGCCUUUCCUCUCAAUGUUAGUAGAGUAACUGACUGUUAGGGUUUUGCCAGACCUGCAUGUUAAUGAUUUUAGUUUAAAUGUAUGCAGUUACUAAACCAUUGUGCGGUGAGUGCCACUUAUAAUUUAUAAAUAUUUAUGUGAGGUGUCUAUGUAUAAUUUUUUAUGUUCUAUGAUUUUACCUGAUAUUCUAUUGUUUGUUGAUGACCCAUUUCUUUUUUUUUUUUUUUUUUUUAAUUAAAAUUUUAUAUUCUACAUGGAAUGUGGUUUGAUGGGUUUAUGUCGUCUUUCUUAAUAUGUAUUAAAUGACUUCCUUGAAUACCAGAUUAGGAGCUGCGGUCGCAAUUGAUGAAAAACUCUGAUGUGAUGAGAGAAAAGAGAAACAACCCUGCAUUUUAUUUUGGAUCUUGAUUUAUUCUGCCAACCUCGUAUUUACAUAAAGCAAUUCUUUAAUUGAGAAGUUGACCACUGUGCCAGCUUUUGUAUUGCUGCCAAUGUUAACUUUUGCAUUCUAUAAAAAUCUUGAACAAAUCGAGGUCUGUACUACUUAUAUUUUUAAGUCCUUGUUAAUUGACCAAUUUUAUAAAAAAUUGAUAAACUUUGGGCCAAUGGGCUGGUACUCCCAUGGUCAGUAGUAAAAUGUCUUUAGUACCCUUUUGUUCACUGUGUCUUAUUUUAUUUGGGAUCAAAAAGUACGAUAAUUUGUCUGUGAUUCUUUUAUAGUUUGUGCUCUAGAUCAGGCAGAUUCUAGCUGUUUCUUAAAAAUGAUUGUGUCUGGAGAUGAAGCUCAUUUUACGUAAAACCAUUGCUUUGAAUUUUCCCAUGAAUGAUUAUUUGAAUUGAUUUGGCUAUCAGAAAGAAAAUAUUGUGACUGAAUCUUCUUUCAGUGGAAUCUGUGUUCCUAUCUAUGAUAACUGUAGUUUGUGAUAUAACUUGUAUGUAUGCCCAUGAACUUAUUUGCCUUGCAUUCUCACAAAUGCAAACUUUAAGGAACAGAUUGUUUGUCGGUAUAAUUCACAUGUGUUUUGUGCAUUCAUUUGAAGUAGGAGAUGCACCUUCUUCCAGAGUUUUGCCAAAUUAUUGUAUUAGGCUGUAUCUUUACAAGCCUCAUAAAUCUUCAUGCAUGACAAGUAUUAUCUUAAAUCCAUUUCAUAUGUUUUUGUUCUUCUGUUACUGUGAGGAAAACGGUAUCAUAUAUUCCAGCAUUUGGAGUUUUGUGGAUCAAUAUGAAUAUGAUGACUGAUGACGUACUUUUACUUGAUGUUAGUAACAUAUUGUUGUCCUUAGUCCUUACAGAGACCUUGUAUUAUGCAGCUUUGUGCUAUUAAGUAGUCUAUUUUCUAACAAUUAAUAAGGUUCUUACUGUUUGGUUUAACCGGUGUUUUGUGAUAUUGUUGAUACUGGUUUGAGAGGUAUGGUCCAUACUAUUCCUGUAUGAAUUUUAUCUCCUGUACUCCCCUUUUGGAGGUUUUCUUCACAUGUCAAAUAAUCCUUUGUUGGUACAGUUGUACCUUGUAAAUGUGCAGUUUAUACUUUUCUUUAACUGUGUGUGCCAUUAUAAAGGGCUUUGUUUUUUGACUUUGUCUUCACAAACAAUUUUCAUUCCAAGCAAUGUAUUGAAUGUCUCUACAUUGUUGUCUUAGUCUAAGACCCUUUCGUACUUAAGUUAAUGCAUUGAAAUUGACCAUUACUGCUUAGAAUGUAACAUACUGUCUGAAUACUUUACUGUAGCAAAUGGUCAUUUUACAACUAGUUGCCUGACAGGCUUUGCCAUCUUUGUAACAUUACCACUACCAGUCCGUACUUAGUUUUGUUGGGUGACUAGCUGAUACCUUGAGUUUAGGUUCUUUCUUCAAUUUUGUGAUUAAACUGUGACUGCUCCGUCCCUUUUCCAAAGUGCCUGUAACAUCCGUCCUUCCAAAAUUAAAUCCUUACAUUUAUAUUAAAGUAUAAAUAAAUAUAUUCACAUAUGUAUGUA
Molecule: messenger RNA, 5093 nt
Organism: Thrips palmi
Lineage: Eukaryota; Metazoa; Arthropoda; Insecta; Thysanoptera; Thripidae
Product: band 4.1-like protein 5
Exons: 15
Coding region: 215-2983 (922 amino acids)
Cellular component (GO): cytoskeleton
Source: RefSeq, a predicted model, not a curated record